GAUCGCGGUGGAUGGGAGGGGUGUUUCCAAGGCUGCUAACUUAGAAGGGGCGUGUGUGUGUGAAAGCGAGCGAGCAUGGCUGGGGCACCUUAGGAACUCCCCUCCGUCAUUUCAGAUCGAGGCGGAGGGAAAAGGUGUGAGGUGGGGACGGAGAAGCUGGGUUUAGGAUUUCAAACGCCUCAUCUCGACGGCGAUCAUCGGCUUCAGGAUUAGCAUAUGUCAGGGGGGAAAACCAGCCCGACGUGUAUAUAUAGAGGAGCGAGAGAGAUUCCCCCACGCACGGGGUGGUUGCGCUCUUGAGAGCGCCUCGCUCGGAUCCCGGCACUUUCCCCCGAAGGCACCACGAGCCAGCAGCAGCAGCAGCACCGACUGUGGAUGUUUAUGCAAAGCCCAGCACAGUCCCGCCACCCUCAUGCCCAGGGAGAAAGGAGAUACUCCCAAGACAGGCAGCUGCUAUCUUGAUGCGGAGUCCGGCCUCCGGGAGAGUCUCCGGCACCAGCUUUGAGCACUGAGAUCGGACUCUGGAGAGUCUCUCUCGCUCUCCCCCCGGCCCCAUAUAUCUUUCCACCACCAUCCUCAUCCUCAGUUCCUUCGUCGCUCUCCCCUUCCUCCUCCCUCCCGUCAGCCCGGUCGGACUCCUUCAUGGCUCCUUUAGCCGAAGUUGGGGGCUUCCUAGGCGGCCUGGAGGGCUUGGGCCAGCAGGUGGGCUCCCAUUUCCUCCUGCCUCCGUCUGGGGAGAGGCCGCCUCUGCUUGGCGAUCGUCUGGCCCAGGCCGAGAGGGGGGCCCGAGGGGGCGCCGCGGCCGGGGCCACGGAUUUAGCCCACUUGCAGGGCAUCCUACGCCGGAGACAGCUCUACUGCAGGACCGGCUUCCACCUUCAGAUCCUCCCCGACGGCAGUGUGCAAGGCACUAGGCAAGACCACAGCCUCUUCGGUAUCCUUGAAUUCAUCAGUGUGGCAGUGGGAUUAGUCAGUAUUCGAGGGGUGGACAGUGGCCUUUACCUUGGAAUGAAUGAGAAAGGAGAACUUUAUGGCUCUGAGAAGCUCACUCCUGAAUGUGUCUUCAGAGAACAGUUUGAAGAGAACUGGUAUAACACUUACUCCUCCAAUGUGUACAAGCAUGGAGACUCUGGCCGACGGUACUUUGUGGCGCUAAACAAAGAUGGCAGCCCUCGAGAUGGGGCAAGGUCCAAAAGACAUCAGAAGUUCACCCAUUUCUUGCCCAGGCCAGUGGAUCCAGAAAGAGUGCCUGAGCUCUACAAGGAUGUGUUAGUAUUCACCUGAAGUCGAACACGGGAGGGGAAUGGAAUCUUAGCCUCAACGGUACCGAAAGCAUGAAGAACCUCUGAAUGCUUGGGAGUUGCUGAGAUCUAGGAAGCUGGGUGUCAGAGAAGUUGUUUAGUGGUAGACAAGCCCUUCAUUGCCUAAAGUCUGGAUUUAGGAAAGUGGGCCUUGAAGCCAAGAGGGCCAAAUCUCUUUUAGGUUUGCUCGCCCUUGUGCUUGGUCAAGUAGACAUGGAGAAGUUGGAACUGGACUUAAACCAGACUGCUCUGGAUUACUUCCUGCCUUAGAGUGCGGAUAGCUAUCUAAGGCAUGUGGAGGUAGAUUGUUGGAAGCUAGAAGAAAUGACAAAAAAGAGAAGAAUGAGUGACAAACCAAGUGGGGAAAGCACACCCAUGUGGAUUGUGAACAUGACGUUAUGGUGACAACGCUAAUCUGGCAAGUGAAAUCCGGAUUUAUUUUUCCCUUCAGGAUGGACCUAAUUUAUAGACUUUCAGAGUGCAAAUAUUUAUUUUAAAUAUUUAUUUAUUACAGAGUUUAUUUUUUACUGGGCUAUGAAGACAGUACUACCCUUUACCCAUUUAUGGUGCCAAUAUUUACUCCAACGUAGUAUCAAAAAAAGGGAUGUUGCAUCCCUAAACAGUGCAAAUGGAGUAACAUCUCUGGAAUAUCAUUGUUAGAAGAUAAUAAACUUGGGUUAUAUUUUUAUGCACACACCAUUGCCUUACACAGGAACAGAUGUUGGUUGCCUUGUGACCUAUGGGACUGCCCCCUAUAUUUGUACUGAAUUUUAAAAAAUGCACAUUUAAAAGGGAAUUAAAGAUAAACUUCCAUCUA
Rhineura floridana is the source of this 2118-nucleotide messenger RNA. It is a transcript of the gene FGF20, whose product is annotated as fibroblast growth factor 20. The record is from RefSeq and is a predicted model, not a curated record. Gene Ontology annotation, biological process: positive regulation of protein phosphorylation; cell differentiation; positive regulation of gene expression. Lineage: Eukaryota; Metazoa; Chordata; Lepidosauria; Squamata; Rhineuridae. Bases 643 to 1284 code for a protein of 213 amino acids. Gene Ontology annotation, molecular function: growth factor activity; fibroblast growth factor receptor binding. The transcript has 3 exons. Gene Ontology annotation, cellular component: cytoplasm.